Stereum hirsutum FP-91666 SS1 is the source of this 1728-nucleotide messenger RNA. Its product is annotated as FAD/NAD-P-binding domain-containing protein. The record is from RefSeq and is a predicted model, not a curated record. NCBI's taxonomy places the organism in Eukaryota, Fungi, Basidiomycota, Agaricomycetes, Russulales, Stereaceae. Gene Ontology annotation, molecular function: flavin adenine dinucleotide binding; monooxygenase activity. Bases 1 to 1728 code for a protein of 575 amino acids. The transcript has 10 exons.
AUGUCUUUUGACGCAAUCAAGAUCGCCGAAACUUGGCUCAGCAAGUUCUCUCGUAGCGUCCAGGACGCCGACUUACCAGCCCUCGUCUCUACCUUUCUUUCCAAUGGCUGGCUCCGGGACAACCUCAUCUUUACCUGGGAUACCCGCUCGCUUUGUGGACCUGAAGCGAUCACUGCAUAUCUUUCCACCACCCUCUCGAAGGCACAGCUCUCAAACUUCAAUAUCGUCGAUGCGCCAUAUCUGAGCCCCACCUACGGUCCUCUCACUUUCGCCACUGUCGGGGUGUCGUUUGCCUUUACCUUCGAUACUCCUAUCGCCCAUGGCCGUGGAUACGCUAGAUUGCUCCAGCACAACGACGAGUGGCAAGCUCUGUCAGUGUUCACCAAGAUGUCCGACUUGAAGGGGCACGAGGAGCAGGGCGCAGAGCUUGGCUCAUGGGGCAAUCAUACGUUGUCAUUCGAGUCUGUCAUGCGCGAGAGGAGAGCACAGAUCGAAAGUGAACCUUGCGCUCUAAUUGUUGGGGCUGGUCAGACUGGUUUGAUGGCCGCUGCUCGCUUCAAACAGAUGGGCAUCCGGACGAUAGUCAUAGAGAAAAACGCGCGCGUUGGGGACAACUGGCGCGAGCGGUACCCAACCUUGACCCUUCAUACGCCUAAAACGCAUCAUGCUUUUUUGUAUCAUACAUUCCCAAGUACAUGGCCGACUUAUACACCACGAGAUAAACUCAGUGAUUUCUUGGAAUUUUACGCGACUGCUCAGGAGCUCGUCGUCUGGACGAACUCUACUCUCCUGCCUGGCCCGACUUACGAUACCAAGACAAAGAAGUGGUUUAUUAUCAUAGACCGGCAUGGUACUGAAGUUCGUAUCAACCCUUCCCACAUCGUCCUGGCCGCUGGUGCUGUGGGCCCUCCCCACAUCCCCAAUGUCCCGUCUAUCGACUCUUUCGCCGGAGAUGUCCUUCACGCAUCCAAAUUUCGCGGGGCAGCUCCAUACAAGGGGAAGCGUGUUGUUGUCAUCGGCGCAGGCAACUCCUCCGCGGACAUCUGCCAGGACUGUUGCUUCGAGGGCGCAUCGUCUAUCACCAUGGUCCAAAGGUCAUCUACGACGAUCAUGAAGAAUGAGGCUAUCUUAGACUUGAUCAUGGUCUCAUUUCCGGAGGGCGUACCGACAGAUGUCUUGGAUUUUAAAGACUCGUCUAUACCGUGGGGUUUACGCAGGGAAAUGCUUCUUGAAAUCAAAGGGGCUAUCGCUGAGGCUCACCGGGAGAUGCACGACGGCCUCAGAAGUCGGGGGUUAGACGUUAACUUGAGCGACGGUACUGGAACGUUUCUCCAAUUCCAUUCUAAGUAUGGAGGAUAUUGGCAAGAUGUAGGAACUGCGCAGCUUAUUAUCGACGGCAAGGUCGGCGUUAAGCAUGGUGUCGAGGUCUCGCGGUGCACAGAGAAGACCGUCGUUUUCUCCGACGGGUCCGAGCUUGAGGCCGACGUCCUGAUAUUUGCAACCGGAUACCAAUCGUCUCUAGAAGCCUACAAGAAAAUCUUCGACCCAGACUUGAUCUCACAGACGCCUCACCUAUGGGGUUUCGAUGACGAAAUGGAAGUCCGCGGCGUCUGGCGUGCCACUUCGCAUCCCGGGCUGUGGUAUGCUGGAGGUGAUUUUGGCAUCUGUCGGACUGGCUCGAAGAAUCUGGCGCUUCUCAUAAAGGCGACCGAGCUCGGGCUCAAAUAA